Mycetomoellerius zeteki is the source of this 759-nucleotide messenger RNA. It is a transcript of the gene Hsc20, whose product is annotated as iron-sulfur cluster co-chaperone protein HscB-like protein, mitochondrial. Gene Ontology annotation, molecular function: protein-folding chaperone binding; ATPase activator activity. Lineage: Eukaryota; Metazoa; Arthropoda; Insecta; Hymenoptera; Formicidae. Gene Ontology annotation, biological process: protein complex oligomerization; [2Fe-2S] cluster assembly. The transcript is spliced from 3 exons. Gene Ontology annotation, cellular component: mitochondrion. The record is from RefSeq and is a predicted model, not a curated record. Bases 16 to 759 code for a protein of 247 amino acids.
UAAAAUCAUCCUAAAAUGUUUUUGGUAAGAAUCAUUAGAAAAUCCGCGGUGGCGGUGAGCCCAGUUAAGCAGAAAUGUAAACUGUAUUCGCAUCAUGCACCAUCGAGGACUACGAUUCAUUCUACCAUUCCUUUGAGAUCCUUGAGAUUCUGCAGUGACAGUCCAUCCAAGUGUUGGAAUUGCGACUAUGUGUACAAGUCCGAGUUAUUCUGCUCAAAGUGUAAAGUAUUGCAGGAAUUGCCACAGAACUUGAAUUAUUUUGAUAUCAUGGGAAUCAAAAGGGAUUACAAUGUGGUGAAUGAGGAAAUUCAUACAAAGUAUAGAGAACUUCAAAAAAUGCUGCAUCCCGAUAAGUUUGGUAAUAAAUCUGAAAAAGAAAGGCAAAUCUCAGAGAAGUUGUCAUCUUUAAUAAAUAAGGCUUAUAACACGCUGAUGCAUCCAUUAAAAAGAGGAUUGUAUAUAUUAGAAUUAAAAGGUAUAUCAAUACCAGAAGGCACUACCAGCUUGAAUUCAGAAUUUCUCAUUGAGAUUAUGGAACGUAAUGAAGAGAUAGAAAACGCAAUAGAGAACAAAAAUAAAGUCUUGAAGCUAGCCAAAGAAUCUAAGGAACUGCUCAAUAAAAUGUCGAAGCAAGUGGCAGAGGCGUUCAGUAAAGAAGAUAUUGAAACAGCAACAAAGAUUUUAAUAAAAAUGAAAUAUUAUGAUACUAUAGAUAAUAGAUUAAAGAAACUAAAGCAUGAUCUAGGUAUAGUAGAAUAA